Molecule: messenger RNA, 216 nt
Organism: Cetraspora pellucida
Lineage: Eukaryota; Fungi; Glomeromycota; Glomeromycetes; Diversisporales; Gigasporaceae
Source: the annotation of a GenBank genome assembly
AUGCCUGAAGCAUCCCUCCCCUAUAUGCCGAAUACUGAAGCUAUCCGCAAACAGAUUUCACAUGUUAGACAUAAAGAUUUACCUUCCCAGCCACAAUCAUUAGAGGAUAUUGAUCUCGAUUCAGAGAUUUCAGCAUCCACCAGUGCUGAAAUAAAUCAUGACCAACUGCAGUACUUACGAAAGAAGAAAGUUAAAGUAUUAAGCGAAAAUGCUUGA